This is a messenger RNA of Diorhabda carinulata, 842 nucleotides long. It is a transcript of the gene Eaf6, whose product is annotated as chromatin modification-related protein MEAF6. NCBI's taxonomy places the organism in Eukaryota, Metazoa, Arthropoda, Insecta, Coleoptera, Chrysomelidae. Gene Ontology annotation, cellular component: NuA4 histone acetyltransferase complex. The transcript has 5 exons. The record is from RefSeq and is a predicted model, not a curated record. The coding region runs from base 224 to 778 and encodes 184 amino acids.
UGUGGAAUCGCUUCAAGAAAACGUUCUUGAAUGGUCUUUUCGAUGUUUGCUUGAUGGCAAGUGCAGUUACAGAAACAGUGCAUAGAGAUUGCGUAAAAAAAUAUCGUUUAAACGCUUCUAAUAAUUGUUCUACAAACUGUUCCAAACCGGCAGGCUGGAACAAACCUUCGAAUUUUAAAAUUGACAUUAAUGACACUAAUGACAGUUCAGUAUUUAUUUCAAGAUGUCGAAUAAAAGUUCUAUUGAUGCAAGGCAAGAAUUAGCAGAAUUAGUAAAAAGGAAAGCUGAAAUAGGGGAAACUCUUGCUAAUUUAGAAAAACAGAUAUAUGCUUUCGAAGGUUCCUAUUUAGAAGAUACUCAAUUAUAUGGGAAUAUAAUUCGCGGUUGGGAUAGAUAUCUUUCAAGCAAUAAAACGACAAAUUCCAAAGCUGAUAAACGUAAUAGGAAGUUUAAGGAAGCGGAACGUUUAUUUUCAAAAUCGUCUAUAACUUCAAUGGCUGCCGUUAGUGGAAUCGUGGAUCAAAAUUCCGAUAAAAUGGACAGACAAAGCGAAACAGAUUCUCUAACAAAUGAAGAUUCCAGUGAUACCAACAUGGCGAUGAUUACCAAUCACGUAGAUUCGGGGAUAAAAACCGCUGGUAAACAAUCUACUUUCUCUUCAAAUGGCGCCCAGAAUGGUUUAGACAGAGGUAGUCCCUUACCUGACGUCGUGGCAAAGCAAAAAAAUUUCAUAGCUAAUGCCAAGAAAAAUAAUAAUAAGAAAGCUCGACAUAGAUAACAUAAUGGAAAACCGAACGUCGGAAUGGAAUGAAAAAUAAAGAAAAAUACGUUGUAGUUUUUAU